Messenger RNA from Leishmania mexicana MHOM/GT/2001/U1103, 2829 nucleotides. Its product is annotated as putative phosphatidylinositol 3-kinase. The record is from RefSeq and is a predicted model, not a curated record. Gene Ontology annotation, molecular function: 1-phosphatidylinositol-3-kinase activity; 1-phosphatidylinositol-4-phosphate 3-kinase activity. The coding region runs from base 1 to 2829 and encodes 942 amino acids. Gene Ontology annotation, cellular component: phosphatidylinositol 3-kinase complex; plasma membrane; cytoplasm. The transcript has a single exon. NCBI's taxonomy places the organism in Eukaryota, Euglenozoa, Kinetoplastea, Trypanosomatida, Trypanosomatidae. Gene Ontology annotation, biological process: phosphatidylinositol 3-kinase/protein kinase B signal transduction; phosphatidylinositol-3-phosphate biosynthetic process; phosphatidylinositol-mediated signaling.
AUGAACGAAUGGAAAUCUUUUCAGUCUGUCAAUCCAUCGGUGCCAGAGCGCCUCGCGAUGCGCAGCCUGCCGCAGGCGUUUUUCGUACCCCCUCUUCCAAAGGCACGAAUGGAUCUUCUGAUGCAGAUGUGGCCGAGCAAUGCGGAGAGGGGAGAUGGCAGCAUCUCGAUGCGACUGUGGUACGUGGAUCGCGCAGGGUCUAGAUGCUCUUCGAGGCAAAAGUUUCCGUUUGACACUGUCGCCGAUGACGCCAUCCGGCUCACCAUGAGCAGCAUACUGGAGUUCGUGAAGAUGGAGGAGAAAACUGGCGGGACGGCGCUAAUCUUUGUCUUCCGUGUUAAGGGGCGAAACGAGUACAUUUACGGUUCGCAGCCUCUUAUCAAUUUUCGUCACAUUCGGGAGUGUGUUAGCAAGCAGGCCGAGAUAGAUGUGGUCGUGGAGCCGAAAGAAGCGACCCUUUUCACGGCACCACUUUUUCGCCCGUCCUAUCUGCCUCGGGCCCUUGCAAAUCCUUGUGACGCACAUUCGUCAAAGUCCAGUACCUCUGACAUCUGUUUGUGGGACCUGGCCAACAAGCUCUCUCUCAGGGUUGUCGGCGGUUUUGAAAAUCUUGUUAUCUCCGCGUCGCGCAUGAAGGAGGAAAACGUGCGCGACUCUUCGAACCUGUACUUUGCAGUUCUUGUGGAGGCGUAUGUUGGCACCUGGCGUUGCUGCGAACCCCAAAUCACCGGCUGGCAGCUCUGCAAGAAUGCAAAGAACAGCCACAGCUUAGCUACGAAGCUGCAAUGGGAGGAUGGUGGAAAGGUGUCCUUCAGCAUCGAUCUGUCAAAUGUGCCGAGAGAGCUAAGGCUGUGUUUUACGCUGGUAGCUUCCUCGACCGACAGAAUCGCCGGUACUCGGGCAGCCACUGCAGAGGAGGUGAUUGCCGCUGUGGAGGACAACGCUAAGAAACCCGACUAUCAAGGCCACUCGGUUUUUUUCCUGGGUACGGCCGCCACGCAGCUUUUCGAUUACGCUGCGGUAAUGCGGAUGGGUAUGUGGCGCAUCUACCUAUGGGAUGGCAAGACCCGCGCGAACCCGAUUGGCUUGAACUCCAUCAACCCCGAUUCCAACGCGUGCACGUUCGAGGUUGAGUUCCCGUGUUUCGACAAGCCUGUUUGUUUUCCCAGCGGUCGACCCCCACAGCGAAAAGAGGAGGAUGCUCGGCGAAGCUUUGCUAGCCGUGAGGCCGCCUUGAGCAGCCAUCUGAUCAACAGCGAAGUAGAACAACUGCGCCAGCUGAAGCGGGUGCUGAUGUACGACCCCCUGGUGUAUCUCACGAGUGAUGACAAGACUAUUCUGUGGAAGUACAGGGAGGCGCUGCUCGGCCGACCAAAGGCAAUGGCGAAGGUGUUGAGUGCGGUGAACUGGCUGAUGCCUUUCGAUGUGUACGAGGCACACUGUCUUUUGCGUCGAUGGUCCCCGCUGGCUGCGUUCGAUGCGCUGGAGCUGCUUGACGCGCAUUAUGCUGACUUGGUGGUUCGUGAGCAGGCGGUAGAGUACAUUGAUAAAAUGUCGGACUAUGAGCUGCGUGGUUGUAUUCUGCAACUCGUGCAGGUACUCAAGUACGAGUCGUAUCACUACUCUGCUUUGGCGCGUUUUCUCCUUAGGCGGUCGCUUCGCUCAAACCACAUAAUUGGCCACUACGUUUUUUGGUACCUAGCUGCCGAAGUCAAGAACCUGACCAUGUGCGAGCGACACGGACUCCUUUUGGAGGAACUGAUCAAGCGCUCCCCGCAUCGGUUGAACUACGUGCGACAAGUGUACGUUUGCAAUGAGCUGCUUAAGUGUGCACUGAAGGUGCAGCGGGCACCGAAGAAAGAUCGUGUCAAGUGUCUGCGCGCGAGUCUCGCUAAGGCGUGCUUUCCUGACCGCUUUACUCUCGCUCUGAACCCCUCAAUGGAGUGCUGCGCGGUGGAUAUCGAUGAGUGCAAGGUAAUGGAGUCGAAAAAGUUUCCGCUAUGGCUUUCUUUUCGGAAUCAUCUCGAUCAAGACGAGCGCUUUUUAAUCAUAUUCAAGUCUGGCGACGACCUCAGACAAGACGUGCUUACACUGCAGCUGCUGGAGUUCAUGGACAGCCUGUGGAAAGCGUCCGGUCUGGACCUUCACCUCAUCCCAUACGGUUGCAUCUCUACAGGAGAAGGCGUUGGCAUGAUCGAAGUGGUGUUGAACAGUGACACGAUCGCCAAUAUCACGAGACGCGAGGGUGGGGCACAGGCUGCGUUCAACUUUGACCCGAUCAUAAAUUGGCUGCGUCACUUCAACCAUGACCGAAGUGAGGUGGAGCGGUGCCUGUGGAAUUUUGUGCUUAGUGUCGCCGGCUACACGGUGGCUACCUACGUUCUGGGCAUCGGCGAUAGACAUAAUGACAACAUCAUGCUCCGAGAGGAUGGCACCCUCUUUCACAUCGAUUUUGGCCACUUUCUGGGCAACUUCAAGAGCAAGUUCGGCAUCAAGCGUGAGACAGCACCUUUCAUUUUUACUCCCAUGUACCUGUAUGCGAUGGGUGGGUCGAGUAGCCCGAUCUUCAAGUACUUUGUGGACAUAGCAUGCCAAGCGUACAACACGCUGCGGGGGCACAGCAGCGCACUUAUGAUGCUUUUUAUGCUGAUGCUCUCUACGGGCAUACCGGAGCUACAAACCCUGGAGGAUAUCGAGUGGCUGCGCAGAGUACUUCUUCUUAACUGGACCGAUGAGGAAGCCUCCAAGCACUACAAAGGCCUCAUCAACGACGCACUGAACAAUUUUCGAACACUGCUGAACGACUACAUCCAUAUUAUGGUGCACUGA